This is a messenger RNA of Coccinella septempunctata (seven-spotted ladybird), 635 nucleotides long. It is a transcript of the gene RpL26, whose product is annotated as 60S ribosomal protein L26. Gene Ontology annotation, molecular function: structural constituent of ribosome; RNA binding. The record is from RefSeq and is a predicted model, not a curated record. Gene Ontology annotation, biological process: ribosomal large subunit biogenesis; cytoplasmic translation. The transcript is spliced from 3 exons. Bases 141 to 584 code for a protein of 147 amino acids. Gene Ontology annotation, cellular component: cytosolic large ribosomal subunit; ribosome. NCBI's taxonomy places the organism in Eukaryota, Metazoa, Arthropoda, Insecta, Coleoptera, Coccinellidae.
UCAAUGAAAUGUCGUUUCACGGUAUAAGAAAGUGUUCACAUUUAUGAUAACUCAAAAAUUCUAUGCUGAAGGAAUCAUAGAGUAAAUAGAUGAGCUUGCUGUCAAGAUCCUUUUCGUCGGAUUCUUGAUUUCGAUUAGUCAUGAAGUUCAACAAAUUGGUAACGGCUGAUAGAAGUAAAUGCCGUAAAAGGCAUUUUACUGCUCCCUCUCACAUUAGGAGGAAAUUAAUGUCGUCUCCUCUAUCUAAAGAACUUAGACAAAAAUACAACGUUCGAUCCAUGCCCAUCAGAAAAGACGACGAAGUACAAGUCGUUCGAGGCCACUACAAAGGACAACAAGUCGGCAAAGUUGUCCAAGUGUACAGAAAGAAGUUUGUAAUUUAUAUUGAAAGGAUCCAAAGGGAAAAAGCCAAUGGAGCAAGUGUUUACGUAGGAAUUGACCCAUCUAAGGUUGUUAUAGUCAAGCUCAAGAUGGACAAAGACCGUAAAAACAUUAUUGACCGUAGAGCCAAAGGACGUGCUCUUGCUCUUGGUAAAGAUAAAGGAAAAUACAAAGAAGCAGCAUCUGCUGUUGAGACAUCUUAGAUAUAUUUUCUUUUAUAAAUAAAAUAAUAAGUUAAUAAAUUUUGUUUUGUA